Messenger RNA from Cucurbita moschata (crookneck pumpkin), 892 nucleotides. Its product is annotated as prostatic spermine-binding protein-like. The coding region runs from base 153 to 683 and encodes 176 amino acids. The transcript has 3 exons. The record is from RefSeq and is a predicted model, not a curated record. NCBI's taxonomy places the organism in Eukaryota, Viridiplantae, Streptophyta, Magnoliopsida, Cucurbitales, Cucurbitaceae.
UGGACUUAAACCCAACUCUUCUCCCAAAUCUCAGAAAACCCACUCACCUUCUCUCUCUCUGUGAAUCACUGCCAGGCCCAUCUCUCUUUCACUCUCUCUCUCUUUCGUGCUAGUGCCUCUUUCUCUUCACUUUUGAGGUUAUUGUUGCGGCAAUGGAGUUGGGCGGCGUGGGCUUCGUCGACAGAACCAUGUGGGUUCGCUCUGUUUUGGAAGCAAUCGCGGUGGAGACUGUUUUCACCACUGCGAACUCCCUAGCUUGCCUUCUGGCGGCGGCAGGAGCUCUGUUAAACGAUGCCAAUGCUCUACCAGGAUUUGCUGCAAUUGAGGAAAUGUUCCCUUUUGCCGAACUUCACCGAAAGAAACGCCCCGACCAGGAAAACAAAGAUGGCAGUGAAACCGAGGACGAUGAUGAAGAUGACGACGACGAUGACGCGAAUGAUCAGGAUGACGAUGACGAUGAUGAAGAUUUCUCCGGAGGUGAAGAAGGAGAUGACGGUGAUCCUGAGGAUGACCCUGAAGCAAAUGGCGAUGGAGGAGCUGGAGGUGAUGAUGACAAUGGAGAUGAAGACGAUGACGAUGACAAUGGAGACGAUGACGAUGACGAUGAGGAAGAGGAAGAAGAUGAGGACGAUGAAGAUGACGAGGAGGAAACGCCUCAGCCACCCACCAAGAAGAGGAAGUGAGGAUGUCCAUUGGCUCUCCCCAUUGUCGAGUUUCGAGUUUCGGAGUAGUGAGGGGAGUUUAGCUAGUGUUAGCCUUUGGUUUAGGGGUAGAAACAUUGUUGUUGUCCUUGUUGGUAAUGAACUUCCCUUCUUAUGUGUUGUGAUGUUGUGGAUCCAUAUUAUAUGUAACAAUUUCUUUUCCUAAAAUAGUUGGUACCUUUAUAUUUUCG